This is a messenger RNA of Lolium perenne, 1503 nucleotides long. RefSeq lists its product as uncharacterized. Lineage: Eukaryota; Viridiplantae; Streptophyta; Magnoliopsida; Poales; Poaceae. The record is from RefSeq and is a predicted model, not a curated record. Gene Ontology annotation, biological process: regulation of DNA-templated transcription. Gene Ontology annotation, molecular function: DNA-binding transcription factor activity; sequence-specific DNA binding.
AUCUCUCUGCCAAGCAACGAGACGAUUCCCGGCCUCCGCGAGCCAAGAAGAAUCCGACUAGUUUAAUCCCCCAGCGGUACCAAACUUCCAUUUUGGACAAGAUUUGAACCGGUCCUGCCGAAUACAAUACUGUAUCACCCCCAGCGAGUCCCGAUCAACUCAAGGAUUUGUUUAUCAUUCAGGCUAGACCAAGUUGCGAGAUCGAUGAGAGUGCCAUAAAAAUAAGGCCGGAACACAUCAGCCGAGGCCACUUGUAGGCCUCUGGAGUUCGGAGGAAAGAAAGAAGGUGCGGAGAAAUUUCUGAGGGUCGCGAGGGCGCCCCGUCGGUGCGGCGGGAGCACGUGAUAGCGAUACGCUCGCUCGCUGGGAGGAGAAGAUAAUCUUUGCAUCUCCCGUUCCCGGUCUCAGUUUAUGAGGGGGAGUUUUUUAGUCUGUAAGCUGCAUCAGGGUCUCAAUUAUAGAGGUCUUGACGUUAAGCUAAAAGGGGAGCUCCGGUCUGGUACGCUUCCCUCUGAUUAAGCCUAGCUCAUACCUUUUUCUUCUUCUUCCUCCUCCUCCUCCUCCUCUUCCGGCCGGCGCUAGUCUUCUUGCUCUUGGCGACUGAGAGCAAUGUCUCCUGUGCCCAGCCCACAUCAGUCACACCUUCUAGGCCACGGAUCAAGGAAGGAGAAGCGGAUGAGGAAAGUUGAUACCUUUGCGCCCCACAACGACGGCCACCAAUGGAGGAAGUACGGCGAGAAGAAGAUUAACAACUGCAACUUCCCCAGGUACUACUACAGAUGCACCUACAAGGACAACAUGAACUGCCCGGCCACGAAGCAGAUUCAGCAGAAAGACCACAGCGACCCCCCAUUGUACCAGGUCACCUACUACAACGAGCAUUCCUGCAACAGCGCCUUCCUCGCCCUCACCCCGACGGAGUUCCAGCUGCAGACCGCAUCCGGGAAGGCGGUCUCCAUCUGCUUCGAUUCAUCCGGGCCUCAAGAGCCGGGAGGAGGCUCGCCGUCCUCGAGCGCAGCGGCGCCACGCGGCGCGCCGUCGGAGAACAAGAACCAGACCCAGACCACCCUCAAGCUGCGGUCAGAAGCGCUUUCCUGGGGCCCCGGCGUCGUGGAGCAAAAGCCCGAGCUCCAGUCCUGCAGCACCGCGUGCCAAGACGCGUAUUCAGCCGCGACCAUGUCUGAGGACAUAGAUGCAGGCAGAUUCGGCUCUAUCAGAUUCUUCCAUUUUUUGUAAAUGGGAUCAAUGGAAGACACUUCUUGAUUUUUACCUCAAAGAACUAAUAUGAUGAUACACAUGUUCUUUUUUUUUCCCGUUUGCAUGCUAGAGCGCCAGGUAUUGGCAUGCCAGAUGUGGACAAGAUUUUCUUAGUUCAAUUGGAAUACCACUGCUAAUUCGGAUGGCAGAGUUCAGUUCUGCAAACUCUCAUGUUAUUUCUGUUGAGACACUGCAGCUGCAUCUUGUACCUUCAAAAGCAAUGAAUACCAAUGAAUACAUUCCUUA